CUUGAAGGCCCUGCAAAGCAGGCGACAUAAUAUGAUCCCCAAACAAAACAAACAGGAACAAACAUUUAUGCCUUGAUGCUUUGAUGCAACUGCCAGACGUUGCUAUGAAUGCCGGAAUGUACCCAAAUGUACCAACUUUUCCCUUUACUCCUCAUCCUACAUCCUCCCUGUCCCACCACCUAGACCAGCACGCUUUUGCGUGCCUGUGGACACUGUAUUGCCGUACGAUUUGUUCUGAUCUUGUUUAGGUCUAUAUUAUACCACCCAAGGCUGCGUGCAUCCCUUGGCAGCUUAACCUGGAGGCCAUAUAGAGCAAGGGGGGAGGAUGAUCCUCACAAAUUUCAUGCGAAAGAAUGUUAAUCGAAAGACGAAGGUAACAAAAUCGUCUGGUAUACCUCCUCGACCGCACCAGUCACCCUCCUCAUCUCUAUCCGCUCCUCCAGAGGAGAUCCUCGAUAUUCAUGAGAAGUCAGACAAUUCUCGGAUGUCCGAAGAACUCCCCCCAGACGGGGAUUCAUCUGUCAAUAGACCUUCUACGUCCACUUCUCGCACUCGAUUAAAUGUCGGAUCUUCUUUGGUCCAAUUGGACUAUAACCCAGAGCCCCUGGAUAACUGGUUCCCGCAGGAGCUAUUGAGCGGAAGGCGCGGUUCCCAUGAUUCUACAUGGAGCCUUCAUAUGAGUCCACCACCAGAAUCAGCGAUAGCUGAAGCUACCGUCCUGAACACCGCGAAGGAGGAUUUAAAUCCGGGUCCUACAUUUCAAGAGGCCAUUAUCGCCGAUAUAUCUCAUUCUCGGCAGCUGUCUGAUUGCGUGGUACCUUUCGCUUCGAAGAAGUCAAUCCCUGCUCCCAUCUUCAUACCGGAAGUCGAAAUGGCUCCUACCAAGGUUCCGACUAGGCGGCCAACAGCGAAUGCUGAAUCUUCGGGCACGAAUCAGCAGCCAUUUCCGACCACCUCCCCUCCGUCCCCCAUGGAUUCGGAAAAUAUGUCCGCUAUAUCCGGCACAACUCUUGCUCGCGCCCUUAUCAGGAACUCGUUCAUUUUGUCGUCGAGUGAUCGGGGAUCACGAUACCGCAGCGGUAUGGCGCGUCAGGACUCUGCUACUCUUCCUAGUGGCGACCGUCUGCUUAUGGAAAUCGCGCUUGCACGCGAUUCCGGCGGUGACUCCAUUGUGCCCCCUGUGCCCUCCCUACCUCCAGGCUCAGGAGUACUCCUACUAGAUCAAGCGAGAACGUCUGCCGUCCAAGAUAAAGAACAAAAGUUUCCAGAUACCAGUUCAUCCACCAUGGUGUCCCCGUCUUCUGGAGCUUACUAUGCAUCUCCUGAUAUCAUCAUGCAUUCAGGGCUACCAAGACGUAUUUCUCGAAUAUCAGAGGUUCCUUCGCCCGUACCGACAACGCCAAUGUCGCCACAGUCAAUUCGCGAUGCUCGGCCAAUGAAGAGUGGUAGCUCUAUAGCUGCAAGCAGUGUGCUCGCAAGGAUGGAUGAGACCGAUUCGGACGUUCCAAACACUGCUUCUCACACACCCGCAACGACUUCGUCCCACCGAUCAUUUCAUCAAACGGGAACAGGCAUGUCGAGCACUUCGAUCCAAUCAUCUGAAAUUGUCUCUCAUAGUCCAACGGAUGGUUUGGAUGGGUAUCACUUCGUUGCUCCUGAGCCUUCACAGCCCACCGCAUCUACUAGUUCUGAUGUUAGCGCAUAUCUGCAGACGAAAUCCAGCGAUGCCAGCCUGAGGAGGCGCAGGGCAAGAGCGCUGGGAACAACGCCAUCGUUGAGGGGCGGAAGAAGUUUCAAGGCGUCAGAUGUACCGUCGAAUAGCAUUUUUCAACGCAAUAAAAAGCAUAUCAGACUUCCUAUCGGCGAGCGUCCUCGUUCAAUCAUUGUCCCACAAACACCAAACAGUCCUCCACUGAUUGCCUCUUCUACCGUGCAAUGUCCCUCCGCGCUAUCCCAGUUUCCUCUGGUACCUACUUCUGCCGUUCCUGCUGGCCACAUCGAGAUGCCAUUGACGGCCUUUGCAGAGUCGGACAUUCUUAACACCAGCCCGUUUUCUGCAACGGGAAUCUUUGCACAACGUCAACAUGCGGAGUGUGCCUUUGGCAUUUCUGAACGCGUCACUUAUGACCUCCUGGAUUUCUCUAUCAAUGCGAGCCCCAAGUCGCAGAGUUCACCGACUUACCCCUCCUCGAGCUCUUCCACCGGAGAACAGACCUUCCCGGAGACUCCAAAUAUCUUCACUCCAUUAUUCUCCCCCAACUUUCCCGUACCCAUAACAGCACUCCAGCUUCCUGGACGCCCUCAGGCGCCUAGAUCGGCGACCCUUCCGAUACCACAAGAAUUCGUUGGGAUGGGCGCAUUGUCUCGGGCGAUGACACUGAGUGUUGCACCACGAGAAGAGGGCUCCGUGGGAGAUAAUAGUUCUCCCACCCCUUGGAGGCCGUUGUCUACCGUGAAGUCGACACCUUCUCCGGAACCUGACCCUCCUGAGAUCACUUCGGAAGUUGCACUUGUUCCAGCGUCCUCCACAGGACAGAAGAUCCGCACAACUGACCAGAAUAUUGAAGCCGCAAUACCGCUACAAUCAUCCCUUGUUGAUCCUGUUAUAUGUUCUCCAUUCUAUCGUGAAUCCACAAGCAGCGACAAGCUGCAAGGAGACGAAGUUUUGCAAGCCCUUGCACCCAAUUUUGCAUCAUCAAUCCCUUCAAUUAUUUCCCAAAAUUCAUUCACAUCUACAUCAAAAUCAUUCUCUUUGGUCGAGAAGCCUUCAUUGUCCCCAACAUCUGUGCCCCUCCCAGGAUCCCAAAAUGCAUCACCCUCCCUUCCAUAUACCCGCUCUGGGAGCAUAUCCUCAUUGACCUCGCCAUCGAAUUCACCAGGCGUUAAACCGCCAUUUUCCGAUCCUAAUUUCCAACCUUCUGGUACUAAUUUAUCCAGUCCUGGCGCACAAUCACCGAACCGCCCCCAGUUACUCAGCCCCCAACCGCAAGCGGCAUUUCCAAGGGGCAUAUCCUCAGCUCCCGAUCCUUUAUCGCAGCGCCCUGAAUCUGAAUCUCAUGUCGCUGGUACCUCAUUUUUACCCUCAGUUUCACCGCCCCCUCCCUCUACUCCUCCAAGGAGUCCACUCCCACCAUCAUUUGCCAAUUUGUCGCCAUCGUUGUCACCUUCGUUCAUAGCUCCUCCCUCAUACCACAGUGUGAUAUCAAAUGAGAAUGAUAUGCCUUUGUCAACAAGCACUAGUGGCGGUGCAUCGUCGCAGGAAACUGGCUCGGAAACGAAUUUCAUCAUUCGUCCACCGUCCAUUUCUGCUACCCCUAGCCUGCCUUCCAAUAUCAGGAGUCGAACUAGGGCCCGACCGCCACUGCCAAUCGGUCCGCGUAAACCUAGCGGUCCUAUCCAACCGCUUGGGUCAUUUGUACCUGGUAUCAGGGAGCGUAACGGAUCUGUGUCAUCUAUGGGUAGUGGCUAUGCUCAUGGUUCCGGAUCAGGCUAUGCAUGGCGCAAACUGACCGCUGCUGCUUCGACACCGGCACCGAAAUUCCAGACACCACCCUCAAGGUGGCGAGGGAUGACCCUGGAGGCGGCUCAGUGGACGCUCACGCAGCAUGAGCUUCAAACGAUCGUCUCAAGAGCCAUCAAGCAAUCCGCGGAAGCCUCGUCUAUACGUCUUCUCAGGACGGAGAUGUUGGAUGUGGACAUUCCCGAGGAAGUUCAUCGCCUCGAGAUGCAACGCACCGACGUUAAAACGAGGUACAAGAUGCUCGUGCGCAAGCGGUGGCAGCUUAUGGGCACCCUCGCUGGACAUCUGGAUGGUCCAGACUUGUGCGAUCCUAUGACUGCUGCACGCACCGUGGAGGAGCUUUCUGAAGUGUCCAUUGCUCUUGACCAGCUUACUGACGAGCUCCAUACCACUGUCGAGCAGCUAGGUCAACUGAAGAGUUUGCGCGAUGUACAUUCUGCCAGUGCCCUUGCCGUGGCUUUGAGGAAGGUUAAUACGACCUUCCUUAAACAGGUCGCCGAAUCUCAGAAACUUCGAGAGCAAAUCGACUCGAUGGAGGCUGAAAGGGAUGAAGCGUGGAAACAAGCAGAGGAUGUCGCCCAGGAUUUUGAUAAUCUUUCGGAUCAGGUUCGGGAGAGCCGCGGAGAGCGAGUUGCAGAGACGGCAGCGCUAAGGCUGUCAGGUAGACGAUCUGCGCGCAUUUCGGCCGUUCGGAAGUCGAGUAUACGCCAGUCUAAAGCGGGCUUGCGCUCUGUCAGUAAAAGUCGAAGUCAGCGUUCUUCUAUGACAUUCCUCCGGUCCCACCGCUGCCUUUACACACACCGCUUGGCAUUGUUACGUCGAACCUGUCUGGUCGUAGCUCUCUAGGCAAGUUCCAUUUGCAUUCACAGGUCUGUAUCUCACGACAUUGGUCAAUAUAGGAUCCACUUCGAACACAUCAUUUUCUGGUGCUCGAGCCUUGGCGCAAGCUCAGAGGGAGCUGUACGAAAUGCUGGGUCUGACCCUUCAAGAGACUCCUAGCGAGUCAUCUUCCAGGUCACGCUCC
Molecule: messenger RNA, 4544 nt
Organism: Suillus subaureus
Lineage: Eukaryota; Fungi; Basidiomycota; Agaricomycetes; Boletales; Suillaceae
Exons: 5
Coding region: 326-4366 (1346 amino acids)
Source: RefSeq, a predicted model, not a curated record